GUCAUUGCACAACGUUCCAACAUCCAAAAAGUGAUCGUUGCCCAAUACACCCCUUUCGAUAGCCGAGAAUUGCAGCACUGGGGUAUCCACCCAUCGUCCCUCCCACGAAAACUCAGACGCCGUUCAACUCAUAUCCGAUCAAGUGCCCCACGGCGACACCAGCAGCGAAAUAGCAAGCAAUCAUGAACAGAGUACCAAGGACAGCAUACAAUCUCGGAACCCGAUCAUUCUAUUCCCAUACUCACCCUUCAACACCGUUCUACACACCCCAACAGCAAGACAUCUUAUCAAGAGCACUGAAGCAUGUCCCAGAGCAUGGGUUUACUCCCGAGUCUCUGAGUAUGGCUGCGCGUGAGGCUGGAUACCUUGACAUUACCCAUGCCCUCUUCCCCAAGGGUGCCUGGUCUAUUGCAGAGUACCAUAUGGUUACCGAGCGUGAGCGUUUGAAGGGGCACUUACCAGCUCUGGAGGAAGAGAAAGGUGUUGGGAGAAAGAUCAGGAGGCUAUGUGUGGAGAGGCUGAAGGCAAACAAGGAUGUUAUUGGACAUUGGCAAGAAGCUCUGGCGCUCAUGGCCCUGCCAAGGAAUGCGCCAGGAUCAAUGGCCGAAUUGGCUAAACUUGCGGAUGAGAUGUGGUAUCUGACUGGAGAUCCAAGUGUGGACAUGAAUUGGUAUACCAAACGAGCGAGCUUGGCAAGUGUUUAUGCCACCACAGAGGUCUAUAUGACACAAGAUACAUCGGCUGACUUUGCCAACACAUGGGCAUUCCUUGACCGCAGAUUAGGGGAUGUGCAAACGCUUGGCAAAGGAGUGGGCAAUGUCACGGAGUAUAUCAGUUUCACAGCACACUCCAUCGGGAAUAUCUUGAACUCCCGGGGAAUGAGAUUGUAA
Messenger RNA from Saitoella complicata NRRL Y-17804, 890 nucleotides. Its product is annotated as ubiquinone biosynthesis protein COQ9. Gene Ontology annotation, cellular component: mitochondrial inner membrane. Lineage: Eukaryota; Fungi; Ascomycota; Saitoellomycetes; Saitoellales; Saitoellaceae. Gene Ontology annotation, biological process: ubiquinone biosynthetic process. The transcript is spliced from 2 exons. The record is from RefSeq and is a predicted model, not a curated record. The coding region runs from base 183 to 890 and encodes 235 amino acids. Gene Ontology annotation, molecular function: lipid binding.